Messenger RNA from Spizellomyces punctatus DAOM BR117, 1667 nucleotides. RefSeq lists its product as uncharacterized. The transcript has 10 exons. Gene Ontology annotation, molecular function: zinc ion binding; nucleic acid binding. Bases 108 to 1529 code for a protein of 473 amino acids. The record is from RefSeq and is a predicted model, not a curated record. NCBI's taxonomy places the organism in Eukaryota, Fungi, Chytridiomycota, Chytridiomycetes, Spizellomycetales, Spizellomycetaceae.
GGGAAAGGUGCUUCUACUCGCUAGCAGCCGUGUUGCUUGUGCGCAGAGGCGUCGAGAAGCCUGGUGUUCCGUCUUGGCUCGGCUGCUGAUUUCUCUCCGCUUGAUCCAUGAUGGAUGGUUACGACAAUGAUGAUUCGGAACGACGCUUGUACGAAGACGAACUUUACAAGGACCCUCUAGAAAGUGUGGACGCAGAGCACACUGACAGUGCAGAGAGUGAUCUCGAGGACAAUCUGCUGGCACAUGUAAAUUAUAAUCACAGUUUCACCUUGGAGGCGGAAGGUGAUGAUGAUGCAGAGGAUCUGUCAAAGGGUGAUAUUCUACCAGAAGACCUCACGAAUGCCAAGCUGAAUGAUGAUGAGGAUGACAAACGUUCCUCAGACAUGGAUAUAUCUGAGGAUGAGCAAAUUUCGCCUUUACCGAAGGCCCCUCAACCGGACGUCGAUGAACCCGAUACUGUCGACGUCCAAGCACCGCUACCCGUCAUGAAAAUCAAGAGCGCUGCUCCUACGGAUGUCGUGGAGCUGGAGGAUUUCUUAACAAAAUCAAGCUUCAACCAUCCUAGAUAUUUCGGGUCUGAAAUCAUGUGUCUCUUUUGCAGAAAGACGGGCCACACGGCCAAGUCGUGUCCUGAAAAGGAAACUGCAUGUUUCUUAUGUAAAGCUGAUCACGAGCCAUUGAAAUGCCCGCUUGCCGAUGUAUGUUACCGCUGCUGGCGACGGGGCCAUCAAUAUAAAGAUUGUGAUGCAUCUAGAGACGAUAGAGACUGUGCCUUUUGCAAAGAGCAUCAUCGGGUUAUGGAGUGUCCAGGUGUCUGGCGACAGUAUAUUUAUACUGCCUUGUCAAGCUCUAAAUCAGUACCGCAUGAGAAAGACGCGCACAUUUUCUGCUACGAAUGCGGGUUGGAGGGACAUUUUGGUGACGACUGCCCUCAUCAAGGACGGUCGCGAAGGCGAGGACCAGCACGAGACGGUGCCUUCAGUACGAAAUCGCUUAGACAAGAGUACAAAUUCGAGCGUUAUCGAGCUCAAGAAGUUUUCAUCCCACCAAGGCGACGGAGUCGGAGCAGAUCUGAUUCUCGCGAAAGACCACCAUAUCGUGAUUCUCGCGAGAGACCUCCACAUCGUGAAUCUCGCGCUCCAUCUCGUGAGCGACCUAGAAAACCAGUGCACACACGAUUUACAUCGAUUUCCCCAUCAUCUACCUCGCGUUCAUCUAGGUCAUCCCUCUCACCGCCACGGUCACGACGAGAUACCCCAAUGAAGCGAUCAAACUCUGUUCGUGAUGGUCGUGGGCGCACCGACAGACCCAAAAGUAGCAGGGAGGAUGACCGCGAAAGAAAACGACACAGUUAUACCAGCCACACCGAGAAGAAAUCUGACCUUCGAGAUCGAAUACGAAACCCUGUGGAUCGAAAUGGACGUGGAAGUUCUAGGACGGACUCAAAAUUGCAGGACAAGUUCAAGCCGCGAUAUCGUGGGACAUAUGAUGGAUCUCGAUUGAGCCCAGGUUCUGGAAAGCGACGGUGAUAUGCACUAGCGUAGGAAAACUCACAGUUAGAAAAGGCCGUUAUUUAUAAUUUUUAUCGAAUUGCGUUUGCUUUGGAGUCCUUUGUGGAAUCUUGAACCAUCCUCUAAUGAAACUGUGCCAUAUUUUCAGUCACCGUG